Penicillium taxi is the source of this 1110-nucleotide messenger RNA. Its product is annotated as glycosyltransferase family 32 protein. Gene Ontology annotation, biological process: protein N-linked glycosylation. Gene Ontology annotation, cellular component: mannan polymerase complex. Gene Ontology annotation, molecular function: alpha-1,6-mannosyltransferase activity. NCBI's taxonomy places the organism in Eukaryota, Fungi, Ascomycota, Eurotiomycetes, Eurotiales, Aspergillaceae. The coding region runs from base 1 to 1110 and encodes 369 amino acids. The transcript has a single exon. The record is from RefSeq and is a predicted model, not a curated record.
AUGCAAAAGUUUCGCAGGGCCAUCAUCGCUGCUAUCUUCAUCCUUGCUUGCAUAUUUUUGCUUCGUGCGAGUCGAUCGAGUCGAUCCCCCACAGUUCCUGGCGCUCCCGGCUAUCGCCCCGUGCAAGAGAUUUUCGACGAAGAAAACGAGAAACUUUCACACCCAGAACUGAAGCCAAAACCAAAGAUUCGAGGUCAACAACCAUGGGGAACAUCGCCAACCGCGCCGCUGCGCGAGCGCCUCCGAUACCAAUUCCCAUACGACCUUCCGGUCAACUUCCCCGCAUUUAUCUGGCAAACAUGGAAAUACUCUCCUUCAUCAAUGCGGUUCUCAGACGAACUCCGCGAUUCUGAGUCAUCAUGGACUGAGCUGAAUCCGGGAUUCGUGCACGAGAUCAUCACAGAUGAGACGCAAAAGGACUUGAUUCAGUACCUGUACGGGUCGGUUCCUGACGUGUUUGAGGCCUACGAGGCAUUGCCCUUGCCUAUUCUGAAAGCUGACUUCUUCCGAUAUCUUAUACUUCUGGCACGCGGUGGAAUUUAUAGCGAUAUCGAUACUUUAGCUCUCAAGUCGGCUGGUCUCUGGCUUCCGGAUGAGCUCGACCGAUCAACUAUCGGGUUUAUUGUUGGCAUUGAAGCUGAUCCUGAUCGCCCAGACUGGCAUGAAUGGUACUCGCGUCGCGUUCAAUUCUGCCAGUGGACGAUCGUUUCGAAACCUGGCCACCCAAUCCUGCGUGAUAUGGUGGCAUACGUCACUCAAGAAACACUGCGGAUGAAGAGGGCUGGCAUCCUUGAAGUCGGCAAGAUGGACAAGACUAUCAUGGAAUUUACCGGGCCUGGGGCCUGGACAGACGCGAUCUUCCGCUAUUUCAACAACCCAGACUACUUUAAUAUCCAACCCGGUGACAAAAACAUCACGUAUGAGGAUUUUACUGGCCAGACUACACACCGAAAGGUCGGAGAUGCCGUUGUCUUGCCCAUCACUAGUUUCAGCCCUGGUGUUGGGCAAAUGGGAGCCGAAGAUACCGACCAUCACAUGGCCUUCGUAAAACACAACUUUGAUGGUAUGUUCUUCAUUCACUUUGGGUGUGUUUUCUCAAUUGAAAUCUGA